AUGCCCGUCUGGCCUUUCCGGCGACGGCGAGCUCAGACUCUCCAGGAUGGCUCGUCUAUACCGCCAGCAUCGCGCCAACAGACCGGCAUUUUGACCCCGGACCCGACAGACAACGCCGGCGCUCCAUCCGAACCAAAUCCGUUCGAUGAUCCAACCGCGACGCGUUCGAUAAAGAUCCCGAGCGGCCGAAAAGCUUCAUUCCCCUUCGCGACGCUCCCCGUCGAUCCCCUCUCUGCGCCACCACGUCGCGCAACAGAAGCGGCAAUCCCGCGAUCACGUCAAGACAGCCACGAAGAUGUCACAGCGCUACCCAACCCCCAGUCGCUAUCGACGAGCCCACAUCUGCGCUCUGCCAGUCUCAGCAGACCACAGAUCCCGUACAAUUUCCAUCGUAAAUUGAGCUCGAAUUCCGGCAGCCAGCAGACUUCGGAACCCGCCUCACGCGCCGUAUCGCCUGUGUCCAAGCGCAGCAGCAGACCAUAUGCUUCUCUCGGUCGCAAGGCAUCCGAUCGAUCGAAGAGGUCGUACGCAGGUGGCGCCAUUCGCGAAGAAGAUCUUCGAGAGAUGAAUGCGCCGUUGUCCAUACCGCAGCAGAGAGGGGAGAACCCGCUACAAGGCGAUGCUCAAAAGCUGAGGACUAAGGACUCUUCUGUUACACUCCCGGCUGAAGGCUCGCUACGUUCUUCAAUGACGGGAUGGAUCGAGCAGCGCGGGUGGGAGGUGAGCAAUUUCGCCAUCAUCAACCCUCGCCCGUCGGUGCGCUCGGCAGGACCGAUGGGUUUCGCGCCGAGUAGUCUCCCGGCCGAGCCUCCUUCGGGUGUGCUCUAUCGGAUUGAUUCUAUCCGAGCAGAGGGGGGCAAGCAACCCGUACGCGACCUGUCCAAGAAGAAAAAGAAAUAUCAGGCAGUGGGGAACGAGGCGGACGAACUUGACGCGAGCGAUUUGCGCGUCAUCAUGGAGCGCGAUGCAAAGCGUCGAGAACAGCGUCACAAGAACAUGGCAGACAAGCUGGAUCGCAAACUUCGCGCACAAGCUAGCCAGCAGCAGGAACUGAACGAGGGCCCCGUGCGUCGACAGGAUAGCAAUUUCACUGCGGAAGAGGUUCGAUCACGAAUCGAGGAAGAGCGCAAUGCGCGGACGAUGACGCCGCCGACCGAUGUGCACCCUGCGUUGCGCGCCUUCGCACCAGAUCUUCCAGCGGUGCCGCCACAGGAUCUGGGUAUCAGCGUGGACCGGGCGACGCCUGCUGAGGACCAACCCAACCCUUUUGUCGACCCCGAGAAUGAGGAUGCUUUUACGCUGGCUCCUGAACACGCACUGGAAGUACCACGAGGCCCUAGCGUCGCACCGAGCACGGCGAGGACCUCCUACGAGGAGGCAGAGAUCGGCACGGUCCAGACCUUGCGCAUGUCGCUCACGGCCACUCCUCCUCUGUCGCCCGUGAGAUCACGUAUCGCAGCGCCCACGGAAACCAUCUCCCGACAGACCCUCGCCGGAGCAAUCGAGACCACGCGUCCACCUAGCACUCUUCGUCACAGCUCCAUCACCACCGACACCCUCCGCGACAGCACUUACACCGCCGAAUCUCCCGUGUCGCCCGUAUCGCCCACCAAGGAGAAACGAAGCGGGCCAUGGGCGGCAUUCUUCCGACGAGGCACCACCAUCCGCAAACCCUCCGUCGUCAGCAAGGACCUCUCCUCCGAGGCCUCCUUCUCGAAUACUUCGCGCGAGUCGAUGCGCGCACAAUCCAUCCCGGCGCAUCUCGUUGACCUCCCGCUACCACCGGCGCCACGACCUCCCGCCGCACGUGCUCAAUCGGGUCCGCCCGUCCGCACGCAGAGUCGAUUCCGUGAGGAUUUGCCUGAGCUUCCGAUUUCGCCGCCGGCCUCUCGGACCGCUACGCCUGAUGUUCUCCUCGCAGCAGCCGCCCGACGAAUCGCCCGAUCGCCCGACCUCGCUGCCGGGUCCAGCGCAAACGGACGGAAAUCUUCCUUGGCUGACAUCAUGCACGCCGAACGUGAAUCCGACACGCAAUCCUACAACCAACGGCAGGCCGAAUUCGGUUCGAGCUUUGAGGAGCUCGGCGGGGUGGAUAUCGAUGCGGACUAUCUCCGGCGCAACAGCCACCGCGUGUCCUCGCUCCUCGCGAGCUCUUCCGCGACCCCUCAUCAGGAAAUCUCACGUCCCGUCUCACCUCUCUCCGACGACGGCACCGGCGCACCCUCCUCUUCAGCCGCCAACGAACCCAUCACCACCUUCGGCAGCGUCCGCCGCAAAGCCACCCUCGUCGCCGGCGACGCCCGCGUCCGAUCCCGAGAAGGGCUCCUCUCCGAAUACAUCUCCUCCGGCGGCAACAGCAGCAGCCAUGCCAACUCCCCCCAACAGCAGCAGCAACCCUCCUCCUCGUACGUGAUCCAUCCCCACGACUCCGCCGCCUACGACUCCGCAGCCAUCUCCCCCAUCACAUCCACCACCGCCACCACCACCGAAAACGGCUCCCCCCACCCCGGCUCCUCCCCCGACGACGACAAUGAAUCCGAGUUCACCCCCAGCGAGGUCAUCGACGCCGAGCUCCGCCACGCCAAAAGCGUCUCCUAUGCGCCCCAGGGCCACUCGCGGCAGUUCUCCGCCGGCAGCGCCCGGCUGCUGGACGUCCGCCGCAGCACGGCCGAUCCGGACAAAACCGGGGAGACCCCUGUCUCUUCUUCUGCUGGCAUGGCGAACUCGGGUUCGAGGCCGUCGACCGGAGCGACCGCCACGGAGAGGAAUUCGAGGGUUUGA
Molecule: messenger RNA, 2781 nt
Organism: Dissoconium aciculare CBS 342.82
Lineage: Eukaryota; Fungi; Ascomycota; Dothideomycetes; Mycosphaerellales; Dissoconiaceae
Exons: 2
Coding region: 1-2781 (926 amino acids)
Source: RefSeq, a predicted model, not a curated record